Molecule: messenger RNA, 2259 nt
Organism: Fragaria vesca subsp. vesca
Lineage: Eukaryota; Viridiplantae; Streptophyta; Magnoliopsida; Rosales; Rosaceae
Exons: 9
Coding region: 1-1986 (661 amino acids)
Source: RefSeq, a predicted model, not a curated record
AUGAAAUUGGAUGAAGGAAACGACUCCCUUGACACUAUCAUCAGACAAGUUGCAAAAGAACCUUCUAUUUCUUUCUCUAGGGCAGGUGAUAGCCCAGUUCCAUGGAUUCAACUACUUCAUGCCUUAGAUCAACAAGGUUGGCCCUUGCACUCUCCCAUCAAGGUGCAAAUGCAAAAGUGUGACAAAUGCCCCCGAGAAUUCUGUUCAACCAUCAACUACAGAAGGCAUAUUCGCGUGCACCAUCGAUUGAAAAAGCUUGAUAAGGAUUCUACCAAAAAUAGGGAUCUUCUUGGGGAGUUUUGGGAUAAGCUCUCCACCGAAGAGGCAAAAGAAUCUGUAUCGUUCAAGAAUGUGAAUUUGGAGGAAGUUGCAGGGUCUUCAAUCAUAAAGUCUUUGACAACACUUAUACGGAAACCUGGAUUCACUUCUCUGCCCCACAUUUAUUUGAAGGCUGGUUCUGUCCUUCUGGAUAUUAUCCAGGCUAGACCUUCAAGGUUCCCAAUAUCUUCCCAGGAGUUAUUCAGUAUACUUGACGAUGCAAGUGAAAAAACAUUUAUGUCUGGGACAGCCACAUCAAUGCAACGAUACAUUUUUGAUGGGGAUGCUGGGAAGGUUGGCCUUGAAACAAAGAAUCUAGUUGCUUGUACCAGCUUCUUAGUAGAACAAAAAUUGGUUAAAGCUUGGCAUGCUUACAAGGACACCGAAGCUUUGAGGUUACAAGAGCUACUAGUGGAAGAAGAAGAAGCAGCUCAAAAAAGGCAAGCUGAACUCCUCAAAAGAAAAAGACAAAAGAAGCUUAGACAGAAAGAGCUGAAGGCAAAGGACCUAGAGAAGGUGAAUGGUAAAGAGAGCAUUGAUGAACCUCUGGAAGAAACAUCAAGUCAUUCAACAACCGUUGAUUCUGACUCACCCAUUUCAGACGUGCUUGAUUAUGCUCACUCAUCUGCUGAAGCAUUUCAAGACUCGAGCACCAAUGAAAAUGUGGAUCCCGAAUCUCAGACUGUAAAUGCCUGUGGACAAGCUGAUCCUUCAAAUGGUACAAAUGUGGAACGGCGGACAGUUCAAGGAAGUGGUACUCGGCGUGCGGUUGCUCGAUGGCAGGUGUUGCCGAAAUCACAGUGGGGUGUGCCUAAUGGAGUUCAUGCAAGUCAGAGUUCUCAAACAUCAAAGCUUCCAUCCAUGCAAAAUCAUGGAAGCUACCGGGAUUCAAGAGCUGUGUCCGGCAGCAAUAAAGUUUGGAGUCGAAAGCCUAAACCACAAAAUGAUGGGGGUAGUUUGAAAGCUGGAGUACAAAAGGAUGCAACUGAACCUGAUCAAAUCAAGAACCAUGAGGUUUUGAUUGGAUCUAUAUCAGUCACUCUUGGAAAUUCUUGCCAGGAAAGUAAUAAUCUGGCUGGCUUUCGUGAUGAUGGCCUUUUGGAGCAACAAAUGCCUAAGAACAACUUUCAGGACAAAACCAAUAAACCGGAUUCGGUUCAGAGUAGCACAAACCGAUCAACAGUUUGGAGGCUAGUGAGCCGGAAUGGAACGAAGGGGCCUCCUAUGCCAGUUCAGAAUGGCUGCAGAGAAUCUGAAACUGAUGUUGCAGCUGAAAAGCGACACAGUCGGACCAUCCACAAUGGUACUUGUCCAAAUGAUGUCAUUCGUAAUGGUUCAACACAAGCUGGGAGCUUGGGUUUCUCCAGUCGUGCUGCAAAAGAUUUUCUUGCACAGAGGUGGAAAGAGGCUAUAGCCGGAGAUCAUGUAGAAUUGGUUCUUUUUGAAGGUUCUGAACCUCCCAGAUGCCUGGACAUUGACAGUGAAGUAGCAGUAACUCAUUCAUUAAGGUUUAAACGCAGCAUUCUUGGGAAUGCAGAAAAUCGGCUUGUGAAUGUGGAGGCAGCCGAGCCUCCAGUUACCGGAGCUGGUAAAGUCAAGUACAGAUCAAAGAAGCCUGAAAAGGGAGUGAAGAUAAAAUACAUCCCCAAACAGAACACCGUUACCUAGUUAUAGAGAGAAACAGAGAUUGUUUUUUUGGUUAUACAAUGUGCACAGUUUAGCCAGCGACUAUAUUCUUAGCAGAGGGUUCCAGUUUUUCCAGUGGUCUUCUGUCAGAAAGUGAAGAAAAGGUUUUGGAAGAUAAGUUCUAUAGCUCUUUCCUUUUUUUUCUUAUCUUGUCAUAGCAGAUUGAUUAGUGAGGUUUUCUCUUUUCUUUGCUCAAUUGUCAAAAGUUUCUGUAAUAAAUAUGGUUUAGUUAUUUGAAGAGCCCUUAUUUGAAAG